Messenger RNA from Panonychus citri (citrus red mite), 1860 nucleotides. RefSeq names its product zinc finger protein with KRAB and SCAN domains 3-like. Gene Ontology annotation, cellular component: nucleus. Gene Ontology annotation, biological process: regulation of transcription by RNA polymerase II. Lineage: Eukaryota; Metazoa; Arthropoda; Arachnida; Trombidiformes; Tetranychidae. Gene Ontology annotation, molecular function: RNA polymerase II cis-regulatory region sequence-specific DNA binding; DNA-binding transcription factor activity, RNA polymerase II-specific. The transcript has 4 exons. Bases 465 to 1142 code for a protein of 225 amino acids. The record is from RefSeq and is a predicted model, not a curated record.
AAUGUCAAGUGUUAAUUUAAUUGUAUCUUUUUAACCUUAAUUGUAACUGGUCUUGGAUGCGAAUUUGAAUUGAUUCUUAUUUAAAUUGUAAUUAUUUCGGUUGUUCAAUGUUUGCGCUUAGAAUUAUUUCAAUUUCUGGCGCCUGAGCAUCUUUUUCUUUUAUCUUCCUCUUCUUCUUCUUCUUUCUCUUCUUUCUCUUCUUUCUUUGUUUCUGGUUUAUCUUCCUCUCUCUCUUUUUCUCUUUUUCUCUUUCUUUCUCAAUCAUCUUCUUUCUUUUUUCAUCUCCCCUUCUCUUAAUCUCUUUCUCUUUUUUAAAGAGAGACUCUUUCUUUUCCUCUCUUACUGAGUCUCUUUCACCCCCGUGUAUUGAUUUGAUUCUCUUCUCUUUUACUUCUUCUUGUCAAACAUUUUCUUUUUAAUUUAAUUGUGUUCACCCGAGAUUAUUUUCUCAGUCUUCAAUUCGGAUGGAUCAGAACGGCCAGAAAAUUAAGAAUGUGCCUUGCCAACAAUGUGGUAAAUUGUUUGUCUCUGCGGAAAGGGCUAAGAUCCAUAUGAGAAAAGUCCAUGGUCCAAAGACCAGUGCAUGUGAAAUAUGUGGAACUGCUUUUUCUGAUCGAUGUAAACUGGUUGGCCAUAUGAGGACCCAUACAGGUGACAAGCCGUUUACCUGUGAUACAUGUGGUCGAGCUUUUUCUCAAGGAUAUCAUUUACGUCGUCAUCAAAUGAUCCAUACCGGAGAAAGACCAUUCGCUUGUGAAAUUUGUAACAGAGCUUUCUAUCGAAAAGAUAAAUUAAGUCGCCAUCGUCGUGUUCAUAUGAAUCCUGCUGCUAAAGCGAAUGCUAAUAACGCUAAGCAAGCAACUAGCACUGUUGCCACUGUGAAUAAUCCACUUCUCAACAAUCGAUUACCACAAACUGUUGGCCAAACACAAAUUCACGCCAAUCUUUCCACUUUUGCGCCAACUACCAAUCACAUUCAGACACAGAUCUUCCCAGUUUCGAUAGACGCUCAUGUGGCAGCUCGACUUCAGAGCCAACAAGCUUUACUCUCAAUGAUCAGCAAACAACAACAACAGCAACAGCAACAGCAGCAGCAACAACAACCCAGGGCAAUCUCUGGAACAUCAACAAUGACUAAUUGAUCUCAAAAGAGUCUCAUAAAUUGGAAUUAAUCUCUCUCAUUCCUGAAUCGUAUAUCUAGAGGAUUGAUGAUAAAUUUCACUCUUCGAAUCUUGAUACUUCUCAUCCAAUCUCAUUUUUUUUCGCUCUCACUUCUCUCACACUCUUCUAAUUAAUUUUUCUCUUUAAAUCUCACUUCUUCCUCUAAUCGACAAGAAUUUUUUGCUUUAAAGAAAAGUACAUAAUCCACCGAAUUUUUUUUUUCGUAUAUAUAUGUGACAAUUUUGAUUUUUUUGUUCGUUUUGACAUUUUUUGUUUCUACCCUCAACUACCUUUGCUAUAUACACAUCAAUACACCACCAACUUAAACACACACACACAAAAAACACCACAUACACAUAAAAGCAUUACAAGCAUUACCUCAUCAACUUUAAUUGCUAAUUAAUCACAUCAUGAAAUACAACUCCUGCUUUGAAAUGAUAAAAUGCUUUGACAAAUCCAUGUUUACAAUUAAGAAAAUAAUUAUUACAGUAAAAUGUACCCAAUAACUAAUUUGAACGAAAAGGAUAAAUUUUCGCAUCUCAAUACAAUCAAAUUAAUAAUUAAAUGUCUUGAUUCACCGUUGAUACGAAAGCGCAAACAAUUAACCCCCCAAUCAUUUGAGAUGAUUUUUUUAUUGUCACCAAUUUAAGUCAAUAUAAAAUGAGUCGUUUUAAUAAAUUAGAUAAUAUUGAAAAUGUA